AUGGGAAAGAACAUCUGCUAUCGGCAACGAAGGAGAAAAGAAGUUGUCCACGACGAUUGUGUACUCGAGGACUCCUUGUCCCAAGGUGACUCGCACAUCGAGGAGGACGCAAACGUGGACUACGAGAUGCUACUCAGAGGAUUACGAGUCUGUGCUGAGCGUGCCUCGAAGCCGCGCACGACAAACUUGGAUCGAAUUUUGAAGACGACCAAAGAGUUGUUAGAAGGAAGAAGUACUUUGAGGCUUGAUCCAAGUGAAUCGCACAUUGAGCGCCCGAUCAUCCCCACUGGUCAAGCUCCACCACGGAUUCUUCCUUCGGAAGUACGAGUCGCUAUCAAGAGCAUGAAAUCUGACACAGUCUCCGGACCUGAUUAUAUAUCAGCAGACUUUCUUUGGGCUGGAUGCUGCCCAGCCGGCCAGCUUCAAGAACAAGGUGGAUUCCGUCAGCGGUUCAGCUGCUUGGACUACAUCCAGACCGUGUCGAGGGCCAUGGAGGUUUGCCGCGAAUACCGCCUGCCCCUUGUUCUAACCGUCGUCGACUAUGAGAAAGCAUUUGACAGCGUAGAAACGAAUGCAAUACUGUCAGCGCUGGUCGAUCAAGGUGUGGACCCGUCGUAUGUGAGGACAUUAGCCAAUUGCUACGAUCGAUGCACCACUAAGAUACAGCUUUUCCAACGCCAUUGGAAAGGGGGUACGACAAGACGAUACUAUAUCGCCAAAGAUGUUCACGACUGCAUUGGAUAA
Messenger RNA from Necator americanus (New World hookworm), 744 nucleotides. RefSeq lists its product as uncharacterized. The record is from RefSeq and is a predicted model, not a curated record. Lineage: Eukaryota; Metazoa; Nematoda; Chromadorea; Rhabditida; Ancylostomatidae. The transcript has 3 exons. The coding region runs from base 1 to 744 and encodes 247 amino acids.